GGCAUUAACAUGCAAAAAACAACACAAGUCACGGAAAACCAAAUCAUGCCAAAAUAAGGAAUCCACAAACAGUUUUGGGAAUUAACCGGGAAUGAUGCGUCGGGCCCGUGCAGGCGUGCCAACCUGGCGAUGGGCAGAGGUUUAGAAAGAGUGGGGGGACAACAAUGGAAAAGUUGUGUUUGUGAACAGGUUGGGAAAGUUUGGGCCAAAAAAAAAAAUUGUAGCGCUUUUCCUCCUUGCACGGAUGUGGUUUCAGGAAUCGACAACAUGCUGCGGGAGGAAAUGGACCGCAACCCCAAAAGGUGCUUGGAUUUGUAAUAUCCGUGUGGAGUUGAAAAUGUGUGUGUGAAAUCUAACAAAGAAAAGACAUGAACAAUGGCUGAAAGAGAGAGGAAGAAUGCGGCUGUGUAUCGCAGCGUCUCUUUCAAAAAGUUGGGGUCCUGGAGCGCCAGCAGGAGUGAAGACCAACAACACAAAUCAGAGGAUUUGGAGGCAGCUGGCGUCGCCCUUCCCCCGGAGCCCAGCAAAGCGGAGCAACCUUUAGCGACGCGUAAUGUCAGCGUGUCAAGAAAAGUUUCCAAAAUCUGUGCCACCACCACCGCCGGCCUCCCAACCGCAGAUUCAAAGAGAGGCUCCUCCAGUUCUCUCUCCUCUAUUUCUCCAUCCAUUCGCCAGCUCACAGAGAAGUUCAGCAGCAGUGGCUCCGCCGGGACGCGCAGAGGCUCACCGGGAGACGGCGCAGCGGUGACGAGGGGGAGCAGCACUCUUCCCCGGGCCAGGGGCUCCAGGAGAGACGGGUCUCCGUCUUGUAAAUCUUUUCACGAAGAAGGCGGCGGUGGUGGAUAUUUACAGGAUAGCGACACGACUACUGCGGAGUCUCUCACAGACAACAAAGUGCAAAAGUUUCUCUCUGGCACUGACUCUGUUUCAGGCUCGGACUCGGAGAGGAAGAGUGAGAAGCGGAUUUUUACACGUUUAUCCACCGACAGCAGCAGCAACAACUCUGGUAAGAGAGAUUAUUCACAGAUCAAUGCAUGUCCCUCUGAUCCCAGAAAGACUCUGACUACUGAUGAAGAAGAGGAUGUUGCUAGUAGAGGGGUUCCUCCACCCUGUAAGUCUCACAGAAGUUAUCUUACACACCACAGUGACUUUAUUCCCCUGCACCCUGACAAGUGGCCCAGUGUCACCAAAAUUAGACAGAUUUUUGAUGAGAGACAAAGCAAAGCUACGCUGCAGCACAAGACCGACGCUGAGAAUUUAAAAGCGUCCAGCAGAGGCCAUCCACAGGAGCUCAGCCAGAGUGAGAGUGCUCCUCUCUCGGAUAGAAGUGACAAAGUCUCACCUUGCAGCUCAGCUAAUGAAGCCAGUAGCCGGUCUUUGCAUGGAAAAUACACAGUAGAAGCACAAAGCAGAGGAAGCAGUACUGGUAAAGAGACUUUUUGUUACGGUAUGGACUUUAAUUCCAAAGCUGACCACCAGCAGUACUCAAAUGAUGAAGAGGCACACAUAGAGACACAAAGUUCGAAUAACAACAAAGUUAUUGGCAGAAAUACUGUUCAAAGCAGAAGCAGUUGCAGUCGCACUGGGGGUAGUCACUACCAUAGGAUUAACCCAUCUUCUUACAGAUCUCAUAGUCCCAGCACUGAGGCAGAGGCUGCCCAUAAGACCCCCAGGACGACAGGGUUGACAUCUGACCCUAGCCCUGACCUUCAACCCCCUGCUACUUCGUCUUGGAGUAGAUCGGAGGGCUUAGUCACCUCCUCCCGCUCCUCCUCUCCUCAGCAGCCGACAGUGAGGGAGAGAAGGGAUAGACAGGGGGUCGGGCUGCCCAGGGAUAGUUUACAUUCCUCACAUAGCUCCUCUAGAGCGCCAGCCCCCACCUCCUCCUCCCCCUCCUCUGCUCCAGCUCCAGAUAAAGCCAUUACCUCCUCCUCCUCCUCUACUGUAGCUCCCUCCACUGAGCUAAGAGCCCCAGCAAGAGUUGCCUAUCCCCUCCGUUCCCGCUGGAGGUUUAGCUCUGGAGACGAAGAGGAGGAGCACACCAGGAGAAAAAGAGGAGGUGGAGGUGGUUGGAGUGUUCCUUCCGGCCCUGCUCCUUCUAUCUUCUACAGAGCAGGAGAGAGGGGCACCACAGAGCGAGGGGGCAGCUAUUUAUCCCGCAGUAAAAAUGGCUGGUGGGGUGCUAAGGGCAUUGGUAGGUCCUCAGGCAGUGAAGAGGACAGCCCUGGUUCCUUAGGCCCUCACAGUCGAGAGGCAGUGCGCCGCCGCUCACUGAGAAAGAAGAAGAAGGUCAGUGGAGCUGCUCUAGCAACAGGCCGUGAUGAUUAUGAGGAUCAUGAUGGCGAAUCAGAAGACAGCGACAGUGACACAGCCUUGACAAUGGACCACUUAGAGAGGCACCAGCAGCAUAACACAGGAGGAACAGCAUCUCGGAGCCACUCUGCGAGAGAACCCGGCAAUCAUAGUAACAGAGCCAGGGUCCAGCAAUGGGAGCGCAUCUCCUCACCUGUGACUUCCACGACACUUCCUGGAGUAUCACGAGUGUCAAAGGUCAAUAUUCCCCCAUUUGCUUCCAGUCCUGGUGGUUCUCGUUGCAGCAGCCGAUACUCUAGCACUGAAACGCUAAAAGAGGAGGACCAGGCUAGUUGUGCCAGCCGUGCAGCAAAUAAUAGAACUACUUCCUCGUCCAUGCUGAGUAAAACGUACCAUGGGAAUUUCACCAUGUACCGAUCCCCAAGCUUUGGCCAUGGGGAUAACUUCUCCCGUAAUCCUGUGCGGGUGCGCCCCAAGAUUGUGCCUUCCGUCAACCCCUUACCUAGUGUACUUGCCAGAGAAAGUGGGGCAUCUACAGGGGUUAGGGGCGGUGAGACUGUGGCAUUAAGGACAACAUCAGGUGGGGAUAGGGUAGAUGAUAAUGAUAAAAACCGAAUAUCCAUAUCCAACCCUGAUAUCACCUCAGAAACAAUGUCACUCUUAAGCUUUCUAAAAUCUGACCUGUCAGAGCUCAAGGUGCGCAAAACAAGUGGAGACAAAUCUGGGGCUGUUGAGGGGUCAUCAGUUUACAGGAUGGGCUCACGGACUCAUGGCGGGACACUUCUGCCUUCUGGUCGUCGCCCAUCCCUGAAAGACCUGACCGCCACCCUGCGGCGUGCAAAAUCCUUCACUUAUUCAGACAAACCCACAACAGCUGUGAGGUGUUACUUGACAGGUGGCACCACGAAGAGGAGCUCCUCUGAGCAGCAGCUUGACUUUGAUGGAGAGAGGGAUGGAGGGAGGGUGUCUGUGUCGGAUAGGGAGGUAGAAAGUGAUGGGGGUGAUUUUAGGGUUGGGAGAGGACAAAGAAUGAGGGAUUAUAGAUUCGAUGAUGAUGAAGAAGUGAUGCCUCCAUUGCAGGAGAGGUAUGUGCAGGAAGCCAGGAAGGUCAUUCAAGAUAUCUGCCAGAUGAGUACUAGGGAAGAUGAUGAUGAUGUAGAUUUAAGGAGAACUGAUGAUGAUUUAGAGGAUGAAUGUUUCCAGGUCAAGAAAACAAACGAGGAGAAGGAUAAAGCCGGAGUAAGCGUUAAGGAUGAGGCAAGCACAGCUCAAGAGGCUGAGUUUAAAAACACAAAAGACAGGGAUAAACAUGAGAGGGAGAGAGAGAACAGGGAGAGGGAGAGGAGCGAGAGGGAUGGACAAAGUAUGCAGUUGGAGAAGCUAAACAGCAGGAGCACAGAGUACAGGGAGAAGGAAACAAGACAGAGCAGAGAGACAGAGAGAGCUUUACUGAAGGGUGACUCUGAGGAAAGCAUGUUCUACGACCGCUCUGUGGAUGAACUUUCAGGCCAUGAGUCUAGUUUAACAGAUGAAGGGAUUGUGACAGAGCCAGAAACAGGCCCCACUGACCCCCCUGAGAGGUCAUUCUUAGGGUCGGCAGGGGUUAAUUUGGGGUCACGAAUUGCUAGGGAUGUACUAGGGCAAUCAGCUCUCCAUGAGGCAGAAGGGUUUAAGCAGGAGAGAGAAGAGGUGACAGAGAACAGCGUGAAUUGUACAAAUCGUCUGAAUGAAGUCGGUGUAACUCCCUCCCUGCCUCUUCCUGCCCGUAUGGCUGAGAGUGACAGUAUCAUCAUGGAGCUGAGCGGCACCGCUGGUAUCAACAAUGUUAACGCUUCAACGGAGGAGAUGAACGCCAACAGCACCGCAGGAGGAGGAGGAGGACUUGAAGCCCCUGCAACCCCAAGUGCUAUCCGUCGAAGGCGCAAGUUCUCCCCCUCUGGUAAUAACAGCACAGGAUCUGAUUCCAGUAAUGGCAGUAAUGUAGAGUCAACAAUAGCAGCUGUCGGAAAUGGGGAGUCCACAGUCUACCGCUCUCUUAGCGACCCCAUGCCUCAGCGGCGCUGCUCUGUGGCAGAAGAAGGGAAUAACAAUUUUUCCUCUGUAGACAGCAACCUGUUAGGAUCCCUGUCUGUCAAAGGAGGAGGAGGAGGAGGAGGAGGAGGUGCAACAGACGCCACCGUGUCAGAAUACAAGGGCAGUGUGGCCAGUGACUUGUCAGUUUACAGUGAUGGCGGGCUCCGUGAUGAUGGUGUUUGUGACUACAGUGGCGUCAUCAGGAGCAUCGUAGCUGAACCAGGUGCAAUGGACAGAUUGAUGACAGAUGACCAUGGCAAUGGCAAAGCUCCCAAGAAGAAGUCAUUCAGUGACCCCAGUCGCCGUGGUGAUGCCCCUUUACUUUCCCAGAAUGACCCUCAGUUUAAAGGUCAGACCGGCAGCACUCAGCCAAUCAUUGAGCUGGAUCAAUCUGGCCACAUCCCACCAUCCAGUAGUGAGCCAAUCCUGAGUGAGCAGAGAGAGGAACUGUGGGAGCCAGAAGUUAAGCCUAAACACUCAUUGCCGGCUCUGCCACAUCACCAUGCAGACAGCAGUAAUAAAGUCAAGAAAUCUCGUUCUCAGUCAGAAUGCACCCCCCACUCUGAUAACCACAAUUAUGAAGAUGAUGAUGUAAUAGACGAAGGUGGAGAAGAGAAAGAGGUGCAGAAGUUUAACUUUGACCUCAAGCUAGCUGGGGUUCUGUCCCCUAGAAUGGUUCGUCGGCCCUCCAGAAAGCGUCCCAACAGGCUGGCUCAGUUUUUCUCUCAUGAGGAUCCAUUUGAGCCCAAAGAACUGGGCUCACAGGAGCAGGACGAUAACAGCGACCUCACCCCUCCUCUCCCGCCUCCCCUACUGCAAUCCAAAUCCAAAACCAGAUCCAAGCAUGUCCGCCAUGCCAGCGAACCUGCCACUUUUAUCCCCAUCUCCCCACCUCCCCACCUCCAGCCACUGAAGGAAGCGGACUGCCUCGCCGUCCAACCCACCGCAGAGCCUCCAACCUUAAGUAAGCCUUCAGGAGAUGAGGCCCCAUCUCUGGAAGACGUGACUCAGAAAUAUAUUCUGGAACUGAGCAAUGCUGAGAGGGACACUGAGGGCCCAGGGCCUCAUCCAGCAGCCAGGGAUGGAGCCGAAGGUUCAGUGUCGGCUUCAGAGGGGCCCAGCGAGACCAGCACCAGUGGAAUUACAGAAACUGGACCACAGAAGAAGAGCACAGAGGAAACUGUGUCCACGGCUAUGCCACCGAGGACCAAGCCCAGAGUGGACAUGAGGAAACAUGUAAUGAUGACCCUCUUGGACACAGAGCAGUCAUAUGUGGAGUCACUACGCACUCUCAUACAGGGCUACAUGCGUCCUCUCAAACAGCCAGACAGCGGCUCCAUAGUGGACCCUCUGCUGGUGGACGAGAUGUUUUACCAGAUCCCAGAGAUCCUGGAGCACCACGAACACUUCCUGGACCAAGUCUCCGGCUGCGUCAGCCAGUGGCACGAUAGGCAGACCGUUGGACACAUCCUCAUCCAAUCAUUCUCCAAAGAGACUCUAGCUAAUAUGUAUUCAGCGUACAUCGACAACUUUCUUAAUGCCAAAGAUGCUGUGAGGAUUGCCAAGGAGGCCAAACCAGCUUUUCACAAGUUUCUGGAACAAAACAUGCGUGAGAACAAGGAGAAACAGGCUCUGGGUGAUCUGAUGAUUAAACCCGUCCAGAGGAUUCCUCGAUACGAGCUGCUGGUUAAGGACCUGCUCAAGCACACCCCAGAGGAUCACCCGGACCACUUGUACUUACUGGACGCUCAGAGGGACAUCAAGCGACUGGCCGAGAAGAUCAAUAAGGGCCGCCGCUCUGCUGAGGAGGCGGAGAGGGAGGCCAGGGUCAUCCAGGAGAUCGAGGCGCACAUAGAAGGAGUUGAACAUAUUCUGAACCCCCAGAGGAAGUUCUUGAGACAGGAAAUGGUCAUGGAGGCGAAGACAGUGGGUGGGAAAAAAGACCGUUCUCUCUUCCUCUUCAGUGAUCUGAUCAUCUGCACCACUCUCAAGAGGAAGUCUGGCUCAUUAAGACGCAGUUCCAUGAGCCUAUACUCUGCUGCGAGUGUGAUCGACACUUCCAGUAAAUACAAGUUUCUGUGGAAGCUUCCCCUAGAGGAUGUGGAGGUGGUGAAAAGCUCCACUCAGGCAACAAACAAGGAGAGCAUCCAGAAGAUGAUUAGUCGAUUAGACGAGGAUCUCAGCACUCUGGGUCAGAUCAGCAAACUGUCCGAGACCCUCAGCUUCCCACACCAGUCCCUCGACGAGGUAAUAAAGGAUCUGAUGGCGUCGGUGCACAGGGAGCUGUCAGAGAAGCAGUCUCUGGCCUUCAGCAUGACCUUUCUCCCCACAAAGCUCGAGUUUACCACAGCCUCGGCUGAGAGCAGCUUCGUCUUCGAGUUCACCUCGCCCGACACUCGUUCCAACUUUGAGCAGGCCUUUGAAGAAGCCAAGAAAAAGCUAGCAAUGAAUAAGGACCAGUGGGAACCAGAGUUUCUGAAGGCCAUCCCUAUUAUGAAGACACGUAGUGGGAUGCAGUUUUCGUGUGCCUCUCCCAGCCACAGCUGUCCUGACAGCGGCUGUGAGGUGUGGGUGUGUAACAGUGAUGGAUACGUGGGACAGGUGUGUCUGUUGAAUAUCAAAGAUGAGCCCACAGUGGAGGCCUGCAUCGCUGUCUGCUCAGCCAGGAUCAUAUGUAUUGCUGCGGUACCAGGACUCAAGGGAAGGGAGCGUGGAUCAGAGCCCACCAACGCCCCUACCUCCGGAGCACCCGGUCACGCCCAGCAGCAGCUCCAUAUAUCUAUCUCUCAUUCCUCUCUGGAGCUGACAGAGCAACCUACAGGACCAGGGGCGGAGCUUGUUCCAUUUGACAGUGAUGACACCGAUGACGAGGAUUCACCCAGCCCUUCCUCCACUCUACAGAGUCAGGCCAGUCACUCCACCAUAUCAUCCAGCUAUGGCAACGACGAGGGUCCAGGCUCCAAGGACAUGGCUACAGAGACCACCAGCAGCGAGGAGGAGCAGGAGUUCCCAGUGGCAAGCUCCUAUGGACCUCCAGGAAUGUUGGGGGUUGGUGGCGGAGGAGGACGCGCCCACACAGAGAGCCCCAUGGACGGCCGCGCCAUGCGGCGCUCCUCCAGGGGCUCGUUCACCAGGGCGAGCCUGGAGGACCUACUCAGCAUCGACCCGGAGGCCUACCAGAGCUCAGUGUGGCUGGGCACUGAGGAUGGAUGCAUCCACGUGUACCAAUCCUCGGACAACAUCCGUAACCGUAAAAACAGCAUGAAGAUGCAACACUCAGCUUCCAUCCUCUGUAUACUGUAUUUGGACAACAAAGUGUUUGUGUCCUUGGCCAAUGGAGAGGUGAUUGUCUAUCAGAGAGAAGCCGGUAGUUUCUGGGACCCUCAGUCUUCCCAGACGUUAGUUCUGGGCACGCCCAGUAGCCCCGUCACCAAAAUGGUACCUGUGGGAGGAAAGCUAUGGUGUGGCUCACAGAACAGAGUCCUUAUUAUCAACACAACUACACUGGUACAAGAGCACUGGUUCCAGGUGGGCACAGACAGCAGUCGGUGCGUGACUUGCAUGGUGGCGUACGGUCAGGGUGUGUGGUUGGCGUUGCAGGGCAGUGCCCAGGUCAGACUAUACCACGCUCAGAGCCGGGAGAGCCUGACAGAGGUGGACGUGGCGCCUGCUGUGCAUAAGAUGCUUGCAGGUGCAGAUGCGAUCAUCAGACAGCACAAGGCCGCCUGUCUGAGAAUCACUGCAUUGUUGGCCUGUAAAGAUCUGCUGUGGAUCGGCACCAGUGCAGGGGUGGUCCUUACGCUGGCAAUCCCAGCGGUGAGCUCAGGAACUGGCGCAGGGACGGUGAAAUCUCCACUGGCACCUAUGGGCUCGGCUCAUGGACACACGGGCCACGUUCGGUUCCUGACAUCAAUUGAACUACCGGAAGGGUUUGACAUGAACUUCCCUCCUACAACUGAUUCCACAGGCAACCAAUCCCAGAGUGGCAGUACAGUUGACGGGAACCUCCAAAGGCGCGACUCAGCACGUCGCCGAGCCUCUGCCCACAUCCCUAUAAAAACCAACCAUCUAGUAAUUUCCGGCGGCGAUGGCUACGAGGACUUCAGACUGACCAAUAGCAGUGAAACAGUUGGACGGGACGACAGUACCAACCAUCUUUUGCUUUGGAGGGUCUGAGACAAUCAACCUCGGUUUGAACUUCCUGCCCCAGCCUCCCACAAGCUGAGAAACGGCGCACAAGCUCUUGUCCUUUUCCCCCACCAGACUCCUCACUUUUUGGUGUUGUUGUUUUGGUCUUCUGCUCAGUCCACCAGUCUCUAUGUGCAUAAUAUGGCUGUCACCUCCCUCCCGGACUUACUAAUGAAUAUGAUCACUUCAAACCCAGUUUUCUUGUGUUAAUGUUACUGAUGGUGUGCGUUGUUCCCACUGGGUGGUGUCUGUGCGUGUGUAUUGUCUAGAAAAAGUGUCUUUAAACUCAAGUCUUUACUGAAGGAGUCGGAGAAGGGAAAAAACUUUCACACAUGGAUGUUUAGACUACAACAAGUGAAGAAAAGAAAGACAGAAGAGGACUUGGACUCUGUAGAAUGUCUUUGCACAGGAGGUUGAAAGAGGACAUUUAGGUGAACUGAGACAUAAGUGGAGCAUGUAGUUGUCCUUUGAAAUUUUCUGUUUUCUUGGACUUGGACAUCAACCCUUUACUCCAUCAUCACUUCAUCUUAGCCUGAACUGCAGACAGAAUGCCUCCUGAUGAUCAGAGGUAAAUGUCAUGUAAAAAUAUAUGAAUAUCUAUGGUUGGAAACUAAGUAAAACAUACCAUCACAGGCUCUAGUUUAAUGGAUACUCUGAAUUUGCUUUGAUUUCUGCAGAUAGCUUAGCAGAGAGGUUCAGCUGAUGUCCGUAGACUGAGACUGCUAAAAUCAUUUUUUCUCUUGUGUAGAGAGAAAGAGAGAGAGAGAGAGAGGAGAGAGAGAGAGUGUGUGUGAAUAAGAGCAUCAUUUAAGUGCAAUAUGUGGCAAGGGUAUCUAACAAGACUAUAAACACAUGCACACAGUCACACACAUUAAUGCACAGCCUUCACUCACUGAAUCGGAAGAGAUUUGUGAAAAACAUAACCGUGUGUUUUCCACAGAUAAUCACAUUAUAUCUGAUUUUCUUAUUUAAUUUUUUAUGCCAGUUUAAGAUGACAUGAGCGUAGAUGAUGCCCACUGAUGGAGUUGAGUAGAAAAAAAGUGCAUUGGAGACAUUCCUCCUUAACAUGACUAUGCCAAAGCCUUGUAUGUAUUAGAAUUUUUAACAUUAAGGGAUCUGAAUAGAUUUCUUUUGCCAUGAAACUUCUCUUUGUUGAGCGGAAAUCAGGAGCUGAUGUUUUUUCUAUUGAUUUCUGUAGCAGACUCUUUGAAGAUGACGCUAGGCUGUGGUUGCAGAUAACAAAAGUUAUGUACAGUAUUUAUGGUUUUGAUUUUUAGCGCCUUCUUUUACAGCACUUAAUUUAUAGAAUAUGUAGCUUUCACUUUUUUCUUUUUGAGUUGAAGAACAAGGAGGACCUGGCUUGAUUACCAGAAUAGAAAAAUGGGCAUAAUUGGGUUAGGGGUGUAACGGUACAGUCGACUCAUGGUUCGGCACGAUACACACUACAGGGUUCUUGUUUUGGAGUUGUAUGGCUCCAUAAAUGUCUCUAUAAGGCCCUGGAAAUAUAUUUUGUCUCUAAUCAUCUAAUGGCUGUUUCAAACCGAUCCAUCAAUCCCAAAAUUCACGUCACUCUGUAUCUAAACUCAGUCCCUCUGUCACCUGUUUGGGUGCCAAAUGCUCAGAUUUGCUUAAUUUUUCAAUAAUUUUUCAGCUCUGCGGUUCAUAUUAUGGCAAUUUUGUUCCAGGAAAUAUAGCGCUAAGAUGUAUUGUUACACCCCGAGUGCAUAAACACAGAUUUCAGUAUUGAUAGUUGGAGAACAAGAUGCAUGUGGUUUGUGAGACGAGUGCUUAAGAUAUGGAGUAGGUCAGAAGGACAAACGCUGAGCGCCUGCACGUGCCUUCUGAAGGCUAAAAGUUAAGCCAUUAAACACCCACAUACACACAGUGAAAUGUCAGCUCUCCCUCAUCCUGCAGCAGAUGUCUGGGGAAGUGAAGGGUGACUCCGACUUGUCCUUCUACACACACGUUAGCCUCAGGCUUUGGGGUUAAGCAGUGAUUGUCUUUUAUCCCUCCAAGCCUAGAAAACCUCAUUGCACUUUGCCAGCCAUCUGGGCACUUCACCUCAGAUUUCCCACUUCCCAAAUGCAUCCACAUUAGGUUAACUCUCCCGCUGUGAGAGCCGCUAAUAGUUAAGAGGAUUGGUUGGUUGUUUUGAUAGCUGCUAACUAGCUAGUAGGCUCAAGUGUAUAAAGUAUGAAAGUAUGAAAAGGAGCUUGUUUGUGAUUUUCUGCCCAGUUUAGCUUAUGAAGAACACAGGUCAGAGGUCAGUUUGAUGGUUUUAGCAAACAUUACAGGACUAAGUGACAUUUUUGGAAAUAUUAAACUCAGUUUCUUGUCAAGGGUUCGGUGCCGCUCUCAUGUCAGUAUGUUUAAUAUUAUUAAACUACAACCAGUUAGCUUAGCUUAGCAUAAAGAAUGGAAACAGGGGCGAAGAGCGAGCCUUGCUCUGUCCAAAGACCAAAACUGAAACUGUCUAGAUGCUCUAAAGCUCACAAAUUAACAUAUUAUAUUUUGUGUCUUUGUUUCAAAUAAGAUAUAAUGUGUUGAGCUAAGUUACCUUUCUAGCUGUUUCCACUGUUUUCAAGUCCUAAUGCUAAACUAGGCUAACCCACGACUGGCUGUAGCUUCAUAUCUAAUGAAUAGGCAUGAGAGUGGUUAUAAUCUUCUCUUUUAACUCUAAAAGAAUAUUUCACAAAAUGUUCAGUUACUCCUUUAAUGUCCUCUAACGUUAAGGUAGCAGAUGGGUUUUUUUUAUGUUCUGUGUGAUUCACAACAAAAUUAAUAUUUGUGUUCUCAGUGCCAAGAGCUGCCAAGUUACCGGUACCCAAGUAAAUGCUGUAUAUCUAUGCUGGCUGUAGAGUAACGGAGAGCUCCCUGCAGAGCAGAGUUAGUAUAUUUUCUGUGAACCGUAAGAAAAGAGCUACAAACACUCUCCAAAAGAGCUGGUAUCAGCGUGUCUAAAAAGGGUUACAGUCCUUCAAUGAUGGGUCCUAAGUUCACUGAGUUUUGGGCUUUAAAUAGUUCUACACUUUAGUUUGAUGGCUCUGUUCAUGCUUUUGUGAAACCGAUACCAAGAAAUUCAGUAACUUUAAAUGGAGCUAAUUAAGAAAGUUUGUAGAUUUUCUUUUAAAAAUCUGAAAAGAAACAUUUGCCUUAAGAAUAUACAGUACUGAAAUCCUGAAGUUGCAUUUUAGGUUUGAACCCAGUAACUCUCUUCAUUUUACAGACAUACAAGCAUGCACACACACGCUAACACAUCCUAGAAAUGAAGUAAAACUAAAGGUUUUUGAGAGAAUAAAGCAUGAUGCCAGCUAAAGAAAUGGAAGAUUUAAACGUAACGUUUUUCACCGUCACAUCAAAUUCAUUCAAUCAUUACUGUAACUCUCAGAAACUUGUAAGUAUAACCUCCUCAUGCCCGUAAGUGAAAGAAGUCUUUAUUGUUGUAAAUAUUGGUAUAUAUUGCCUUUUUUCUGUAAAUAGUGCACCCACGGUCAUCAAUUGUUGAUAUGAAUCUAAUUGCAUAUUUUUAUAUAUUUGUGUAAGGUUUGUUUUUUGUUUGUUUUUUUCUCCCUUCCUCCCUGGCAUGCGUGGUCAGUGACGUUUAAAUUAUAACUGCCAUAGAUCUUUCGAGAAGAAGACAAGAUGGCCUCUGUUGUUACCAGAGCGACUGAAAGAUGAGAAUUUUGAUGUUUUCACUGGUAGUCGUGUUAGCUCCACAACGUAUGUUUUGCCUCGUUAGGGACGUCGACGGGAAGGUAACGCAAUGUGGCAGGUCUUGCGCUGCCGCCUGGUCAUAACUCUGUUUAUCUCUGGCUCUGGUUGACAUCUCGCUGUUGUCAUGGUUACAGUCUAUCAGUUACUUCCUGUAUGUAGCUGUUCUUGUUUUUGUCACUGUGGGUUCCUCUUUGUAAUUAAAUCAGUUCACUGGU
This is a messenger RNA of Dicentrarchus labrax (European seabass), 12503 nucleotides long. RefSeq names its product rho guanine nucleotide exchange factor 17-like. Gene Ontology annotation, biological process: actin cytoskeleton organization. The transcript has 25 exons. The record is from RefSeq and is a predicted model, not a curated record. Lineage: Eukaryota; Metazoa; Chordata; Actinopteri; Moronidae. The coding region runs from base 376 to 8562 and encodes 2728 amino acids. Gene Ontology annotation, molecular function: protein binding; guanyl-nucleotide exchange factor activity.